Molecule: messenger RNA, 669 nt
Organism: Pocillopora meandrina
Lineage: Eukaryota; Metazoa; Cnidaria; Anthozoa; Scleractinia; Pocilloporidae
Source: the annotation of a GenBank genome assembly
AUGCAGUUCCUCGCCACUUUGAUAUUUCUGUACGUUGAGAUUCCGCCAUCUUUAGGGCGCCGAUGGAACGUACCGCAAUCUCCUCCUACGGUGUACAAUCGCCUUCGCCCAAUUUCCCAGAAGUCAAAAAUUGUUGGCAAAGAAUGCAGUCUCAUUGUCGACGAGAUCCCUGAUCAUCUCAGUAGAGGAAAAUUGCGACCCCUUUCCCGACUUUGCAUCCGCCUCAAUGACACCCAGCUGAAAGCCAGGCUUCGACAGGUUGGCGACUUCAACUCGCGUUACAUGGCAAUCAACAAGACAGAUGCCAGAAGACUUCGGGACAAGCUUCCAAGCAAAUUCUAUCAGAAUAACAAAUCGCGUGUGGGUCAAAGCGGAUUAACUCGCUUAUGUGCGGAACGUACUAUUGUCACAAGCCUACCAGAAGGAGUUUUCCCCAGAUUUAUCAGAGAAGUCAAAUGUCAAGGUGACAGCUGCCUCACGAAUCAGGGACGAUGCAUUCAGCGGUUCAUGGAGUUUACAUUUAUUCAUUUCACUGGGAAAUAUGAGUUCCAUCAAACCGUUAGUUAUUGGCCACGGAUUGAUAUUUACACCGAGGUAUGGGAUCCGUAUACGCAAGAAAUCGGUAUUUGCUGCGAAUGCCAACGGCUGCGCUAUAACCUGGGCCGGUAG